This is a messenger RNA of Pelmatolapia mariae (spotted tilapia), 559 nucleotides long. RefSeq names its product ATP synthase inhibitory factor subunit 1b (gene atp5if1b). The transcript has 3 exons. Lineage: Eukaryota; Metazoa; Chordata; Actinopteri; Cichliformes; Cichlidae. Gene Ontology annotation, biological process: negative regulation of ATP-dependent activity. Gene Ontology annotation, cellular component: mitochondrion. Gene Ontology annotation, molecular function: ATPase inhibitor activity. The record is from RefSeq and is a predicted model, not a curated record. Bases 67 to 390 code for a protein of 107 amino acids.
UCCUGUGGUGUAUUUUUGUGGACAAGGACAAGCUCGACACUACUUGUCAGUGGUGUUUUCAUAAACAUGGCGAGGUUUUUGAGGCCUAAUAUCAGGACUUUUGUCACCUCACAGCUGAGAAUGUCAUCCGACCAGCUGGGUGAGCUGGGUAAAGGUGCCGGGAAAGGUGGUGGUGGUGGAGGCUCUAUCAGAGAGGCAGGUGGAUCCAUGGGGAAGAAGCAGGCUGCAGAGGAGGAGAUGUACUUCAAGCGCAAGGAGCAGGAGCAGCUGGCAGCACUAAAGCAGCACCAUGAGGACGAAAUUGAUCACCACAAAAAGGAGAUUGAACGUCUCCAGCGCGAGAUUGACCGCCACAAGGGAAAGAUCAGAAAGCUGAAGCAUGACGACUGAGUGAAGCCUUUAAAAUAAAACAAAAGUUUUGUUUUUUUUCUCCCCACUGUCCAAGACUCCUUUAGUAACCACACUAGUUUCUGCGUGCACUGUGUCAUGCCAGUCAUGAAUGUUUGAGUGAUGGUACUUAUGUAAAUUCUUGAAAGGUAUUAAAAUUGAUUAAAAGAAA